AUGAUGCUCGCCGCGGCGCACACGGAACCGGGGAACGCCCUGUCUUUCCCGACGUGGAUGGUGCACGUGUCGAGCUUGAUCGAGUGGCUCGCUGCCAUGACCUACGUUUGGAGGUUCGCGGACGUGUCCGGCCUUAAGGAGUGGAAGGGGUUAACGUGGGGCAUGCUGCCCCUACACACGAGCGGUCUGAUCGCUUGCACGUACCACAUCUUCUACAACGCCCCCGAGCUUAUCUCGCUUGUGGCGAUGCAGGCGGGGCUGACGUGCUUCGGGAACGCUACGAUGGCGUUCGCUACGUGGAGAGUCUGGCAGGCGGGGAAGCAGGAGUGGAGGGGAGACGAGGUGGAGGAGGCGGAAGCGGCGGCGGCGGCGGCGGCGGCGGCCAGCGAGGGGGAGGCCUCAUCGUCCCUUGGUGACGAUGUUCCCUUCUACGGCCAGGUACUGGCGAUCACGGUGGUCGGAGCGGCGCUGGUCAAGUGGGGGGAGCUCUACCUCGACUUCCCGUUCCAACCGUCGUACGCCGCGGCCGCCGCGCUUAUCCUUGGCCCAACCGCCCUCAACGCCAAGAAGUGGGCAGAUAGGAGCAAGGAUCCCUCCGCUGCGAUCGAGGGCAUCAUCUGA
Molecule: messenger RNA, 621 nt
Organism: Ectocarpus siliculosus
Lineage: Eukaryota; Phaeophyceae; Ectocarpales; Ectocarpaceae
Source: the annotation of a GenBank genome assembly